Molecule: messenger RNA, 2427 nt
Organism: Lodderomyces oxycetoniae
Lineage: Eukaryota; Fungi; Ascomycota; Pichiomycetes; Serinales; Debaryomycetaceae
Gene: APL4
Product: Apl4p
Exons: 1
Coding region: 1-2427 (808 amino acids)
Biological process (GO): Golgi to vacuole transport; intracellular protein transport
Cellular component (GO): membrane coat; AP-1 adaptor complex; Golgi apparatus
Molecular function (GO): clathrin-cargo adaptor activity
Source: RefSeq, a predicted model, not a curated record
AUGGGUUCUUUAAAAUCAUUUAUCAAAGCUGUAAGAAAAGCCAAGACUAUUGCUGAUGAAAGGGCGGUUAUUCAAAAAGAAUCGGCUUCUAUAAGGACGUCUUUUAGGGAUCUUAGUCUUGACCAAACCACAAGGCGAAUUAAUAUAUCCAAGUUGUUGUACCUAUACAUUAUGGGAGAAAAAACCCAUUUUGGUCAAGUUGAAUGUCUUAAGCUUUUGGCGUCGCCAAGAUUUGCCGAUAAGAGAUUGGGGUAUCUUGCAUGCAUGUUGAUUUUAGAUGAGAACCAAGAAGUGCUUACCUUAUUGACAAACUCGUUGGAUAACGAUAUGCAACACCCGAAUUCGUAUAUCGUUGGGUUAGCACUUUGCUGUCUUGGAAACAUUGCCUCGCCAGAAUUGGCACGAGAUUUGUACACUAAUGUUGAAACAAUUAUGGAUACCAAAAACAAUUUUUUGAAGAAAAAAGCAUGCUUUGUUGCUGCGAAAUUAGUUGAAAAAGAACCUGAGUUGUCGGAAUUUUUUUUGCCCAGGGCAUUGGAUUUGAUCAAUGAAAAGAACUCUUCUGUCUUGUUGGGUACAUUGAGAUUGAUUGAAGCCUUGUGCAAAGUUUCCGAAGAGAACAAGGCUAGUUUGGUCAUCACUAUUCCCAAAAUUGUCAAUCACCUAAAGAGAAUCACAACCAGUGGAUACCAACCAGACUACGAUGUUAUGGGUACAACUGAUCCAUUUUUGCAGGUUAGCCUUUUGUCUACUAUUAGAACAUUGGCAGUGGGACAACAAUACACAGAAGAGGUAAAUGAUAUCCUUACACAAGUUGCAUCUAAUUUGGAUAGCGGGAAGAAUGCAGCGCACGCUAUUUUAUACGAAUGUGUCAAGACUAUAUUCGCUAUAGAUUCCGAUCAGUCUUUGAAGAUUUUAGGUGUUAACCUAUUGGGUAAAUUUUUAUCAACGAGGGAUAACAACACUAGAUAUGUAGCGUUGGAUACAUUGUUGAAAAUAGUCAAUAUUGAGCCCUUGGCAGUGCAAAGACACAGGACAAUCAUUGUAAACUGUUUGACUGAUGAAGAUAUCUCCAUCAGAAGAAGAGCUUUGGAACUUUCGUUUGGUAUUAUAAAUGAGCAAAACAUACGCGUUAUGGCAAGAGAGAUAUUAUCCUUUUUAGAGAAUUGUACCAAUCAAGAGUUGAAAUCGUAUGUUACCUCGCAGCUCACGAUUGCAGUGAGUAAAUACUCACCUAAUGAAAAGUGGCGUUUUGAUACUUUAGUACGGACACUCAAGGCCGGCGGUAAUUGCGUGACUCCAGAUAUAAUAUCCAACAUCCUCGCAUCGAUAUUGCAGUGCAGUGAUCAAGAGUUGAAGAAACAUAUUGUUGCAAAAUUGUUAGCUGCGUGCUUGGAAGAUGGUGAUCAAUAUGGCCUAGCUUUGAUAACGACAUGGACUUUGGGUGAAUAUGGAGAUAUAAUUUUGGGAACGCAAGUUGAAGUAAAAGGUAAGUCAAUCACUGUAGAGGAAUCAGUAAUCAGUGAUUUGUUUGAUACUUUGCUUGUCAAUUCUAUAUAUACGGACCAAGAAUUGGUGCAGUUGACCGCUUUUAUAUUAACAGCUACGUUGAAAUUAUCUAUCAAAUUCAAAAAUCCAAAAGUCAUUGAACACUUGAGGCAAAUAAUCAACUCAAAAACAUAUGAUCUGAAUCUUGAAAUUCAAAUCAGAGCCGUGGAGUAUCAAGAGAUUUUUGGCCAGGAUGCUGUUUUGAAAAGAGGUUUACUCGCGAGAAUGCCUCCACCACCAAUAAAAGAAAGAGAAUCUUUAACUUUGCAUAAAUCUAAUACCAAUACUUAUUCCACCAACAGCACUACUACCGCGCAAGUGAAUAGAGGCAACAGUGCAUUCUUAAAAGGUGCUGCGUCUCGACAAGAUAACUUACUAUUGGAUUUAUUUAACACUGAAGAUGAUGGACCUAAAACCACUACCCAAAAUGACGUUCUUUCUGAUAUAUUCGGUAAUAGUAGUGGUAGUAGUAGCAGUACUGCUGCAACCACUACUACUACUGCUACAUCUACUACAGUGCCUUCUUCAUCAGCAAUUAAUGUGUUUGAAAACUCCAAUAUCAAAGUUGUGUUUGUGCCACGAGAUUUUGCCGGUAAUGGCGAGGCCACUAUCGAAGCAGUGGUUACUUCCAAUAAUUCACACUCAAAGAUUGAACAAGUUCAAUUAUUGAUUGCGGUGCCCAAGACACAAAAAUUGAAUAUUACAUCUACUUCGGGAAAAGGUUUCUUGGUAUAUGGAAAAGAUCAAAUUAAUCAAAUUUUAAAAAUAGUCGGUAGGCCAGGAGCCAAGCUCAAGCUAAGAGUGAAAUUGAAAUAUAAAAUUGAUGGCGUACCAACUGAAGAUCAAUUUGAUUUUGCCGGAUUUGAAAAGACUUUGUAA